Messenger RNA from Impatiens glandulifera, 758 nucleotides. RefSeq names its product probable prefoldin subunit 4. The transcript has 3 exons. NCBI's taxonomy places the organism in Eukaryota, Viridiplantae, Streptophyta, Magnoliopsida, Ericales, Balsaminaceae. Gene Ontology annotation, cellular component: cytoplasm; prefoldin complex. The record is from RefSeq and is a predicted model, not a curated record. Gene Ontology annotation, biological process: protein folding. The coding region runs from base 162 to 542 and encodes 126 amino acids.
UCACCGAGAAAUCUUCAUUCAGCUGUCUUUGUGGGGGUAUUAUAGCACUGUUAUUACACUAAUACCAGCGGCUGUGAUCUUCCAGCAUUAGUUUGUACAUCACUAGUAGCUUGAUUCGUAACUUUCUUCUUCAUCUCUCAUCGCUCUUCCUUCUAUAAAAUAUGCAGCAGGGUUCCGGUACUGGAAUAGAAGUUACAUGGGAAGAUCAGCAAAACAUCAACAAAUUCGGAAGAUUGAACAAUCGAUUUCAUGAGCUUGAAGAUGAAAUCAAGCAUGCCAAGGAAACAAACGAGAAUCUUGAGGAUGCGAGCAAUGAAUUAAUCCUGACGGAUGAGGAAAUUGUUCGUUUCCAGAUUGGAGAGGUAUUUACCCACGUGGAUAAAGAUGAGGUUGAGGGAAGGAUAGAGCAAAUGAAAGAGGCCACUACCAAGAACUUGGAGAAGCUUGAAGAAGAAAAGGAAUCUACGAUUGCUCAAAUGGCCAACCUGAAGCGCAUCUUAUAUGCAAAAUUCAAUGACUCUAUCAAUCUCGAGGAGGAUUAAUUAGACAUUUUCGUCCUCCUCUGUUUGUUGGUUUCCUUUAUCGUGUUUGAAGUUCUCGAGUAAAAGGAAAAAAAAAGAACAUUUUUGGUUUUGUUAAAUGUUUGCCAUCAUUGUAACAAUUUUAGAACAUCUAUUUAUCUUGAUUUCUUCUAUUUUGUUUGGACAUCACAAAAAAGAUUAAAAGAUAUGAGAUUUGAACUUCUUGCUUCUGCAGUA